AUGAAUUCGAAGUUAGUCACGGAUCAAAGUGGAAAUCGAAGGAUUGACUGGCACGACUAUAACUUUAUAAACUAUGAGAAAACUCGUGUCGGACCUGGUGAAAUGUCUCCUUACAUUUUAAACGAUACUAAAGAAAUCGAAGAAAGUCAAAAGUUGAUCUCAUUAGAAGGAGUUUCAGUUUUGAAAGAAAAAGUUGCGCAGAUCAUUCCACGACUUUCAAGUCUUAACAAUAAUUAUAUUUGCAGUUGUUUGGACAAAAAAUAUUUAAAGAAUCUUCCAACUGUGUCUGUCAUCGUGAUAUUUUAUAACGAGCCGCUCUCCAUUCUUCUGAGAUGCGUCUCUUCAAUCUUCUAUCGAAGUCCACGAAAUCUUCUUCAUGAGAUAAUCCUCGUCAAUGACAAUAGCACAAAAGACGAGCUUUACAAGACACUAAGUUCGUAUGUCGAACAGAACUUCGAUGGACGAGUAAAAGUUUAUAAUAACCCAACACGAUUAGGAUUAAUAGCAACAAGAAUGGAAGGUGCAAAAUUAGCUACAGGGGAAGUUAUUUUAUUUCUAGAUUCACACAUGGAAGUCACAACAAAUUGGUUGCCACCUUUGUUAGAUCCAAUUGUCAUUAAUCGAAGAACAGCUACAGUUCCAACAAUUGAUUCAAUUAAUCAUGAAAAUUUCAAAUAUGAACCACUCGCUGAUAAUUGGAAUGGAGGUGAUUUGAAAAACUUAUCUAAUUAUGAUUUAAAGAUUGAAAUAAGAGAUUCAACAGGUUUCGACUGGAACCUCAGGUAUCACUACUAUGUGUUCAAUGAAGAAGAAUAUUCAGUGCCAGGAGUGAAUCAUUUAUUAUCAGCGAUGACUGGCGGUGCUUAUGCAAUAAAUCGUGAAUACUUUUUCGAACUUGGUGGUUACGAUACUGGAAUGUUUUUGUAUAACGGAGAGAACUAUGAAUUGUCAUUCAAACUACAAUUAUGUGGUGGGAGUUUGUUGAAAGUUCCAUGUUCUCAUGUUGGUCAUGUAAGUAAAAUCAAAGUUCCUUAUUCAAGACAAAUGAAUGGAAUCAACCAUGAAAUGAGAAAUCUCAGAAGAGUUGUUGAGGUUUGGUUUGACGAAUAUAAAUUUCUCUUUUAUCGAGAUCAUCCCGAGAGAUAUCAGAUUGAUUUUGGUGACAUUUCAGAGCAAGUUUCCCUUAGAAAAUCAUUGAAUUGUAAAUCUUUCAAGUACUACUUAGAAGUUAUUGCGCCAUUCAUUCUAGAUUGGUUUCCUAUUGAAAAGAAACCACAUUUUGCGUCUGGUGCAAUUCAAAGUAUGGCUAACAAAAAUUUUUGCGCAACUGAAAUUGAUGAUAAGUUAAAUCUUGUCGAGUGUUCUGAAAAUCUUACAAAUCCAUCAAGUAAUCAAUAUUUCUUGCUAACAUGGAAACGAACGCUUGAGCCUAACAACGAGUAUGACCUUUGCCUGAGUUUAUCUCAAUUUACGCAAUGUACACAUCGUCAAGGUGAUCAGUUGUUUAGAUAUCUUCUGGAUACACAACAGAUAAAAAAUCCAAAUUCUGAUAAAUGUUUAAUGGCCAACUUCGAUUUGAACAUCAUAACUUUAGAAAAAUGUAAUUCAACUGAAGUAACACAAAAAUGGGACUUUGGAUACAAGAACACAACAGCUUUAAGAGAUUGGCACAAUGUUGGUAUAAAACUUUUAACGAAUGAAUAA
This is a messenger RNA of Clunio marinus, 1704 nucleotides long. The record is from the annotation of a GenBank genome assembly. Lineage: Eukaryota; Metazoa; Arthropoda; Insecta; Diptera; Chironomidae.